AAUUUAGUAAAUCUUAGUUAUCUCAACUUAUCAUCAAAUCAUUUUAGUGAUUUAGUAGAAGUUGACAUGUUCUCGGCGCUUCAAAAUCUGGAAACCAUCUUUCUUUCAUACAAUAAUCUGUCCUUGAGAAUGAAUGUCAAUGCCAACUUGACAUUACCCAAACUAACUGAUGUUUCCUUUUCUUCUUGUAACUUGAGUGAAUUCCCCAAUUUCAUAAGACAUUCAAAUGGUCUACAAAGCCUAAUGCUAUCCAAAAAUAGCAUUCAUGGAAAUAUUCCUGAAUGGAUAUGUGACAAGGAUGAUCUCGAAAUUCUUGACCUUUCUCAUAACAAUUUAAGCAGGAAGAUUCCAAAUUGUCUUCCUAAGUCUCUCUCGGUGUUGAAUUUGCAGGCCAAUUACUUUGAUGGAAAUGUACCAUUUGCGUUUCCAAAGGGCUGUGGAUUACGAAAUCUUAACUUACAUGGAAACCAAAUGGACGGCUUAUUACCAAGGUCUUUGGUGAAUUGUCGCAUGUUAGAGGUUCUAGACGUUGGCAACAACAACAUAGAGGACACAUUCCCUCAUUGGUUGGAAUCUCUACCAGACCUUCAAGUGCUUGUCUUAAGGUCCAACAAGUUCCACGGUUUUGUGCAGAGCACCAAAGAAAGUCCAUCUUUUCCCAAGUUACGAGUUUUGGACCUCUCCAGCAAUGAUUUUCUUGGUCCUUUGCCUCUUCGGUACAUGGAAAAUUUUAAAGCGAUGAUGGACCCUCAUGGAGAGGAUGGUUCCCCUGAAUACAUGAAUCCUUACUGGUCAGAUCCCACCGUCACUAGGGAAUUUGACGAAUCUGGAAUGGUUGGAUCUCUCUUCCAACGAGCUGGCGGGGAAAAUUCCUGAUGAAUUGGUUUGUGAGCUGAAUCGUUGGUUAGUGUUCUUUCCCUGUUAUCCACAAGCUGCUGCAUCUUUAUAAUGUUAAGAUACUGCUUUAUUUCAUUAUGUUUUGCACUUUUAAGAUUUCUGACCUAGUUCCCUCUAUUUGUCUCAGAGCCAUUCUAUGGUACAAUUUGCUUAUACAACAGGGAGAGAAGAGAAAAAUUGUCAGAAGAUUUCUAUUUUAGCAUUCUACCAACUGAAAUGCAGGAUACUAAUAAAGUAUCUUCAGAACCUCAUGGACUUUUCUAUUUAGAUGCUCCGUCAGCAUCUGUGUGUCUACUAAUCCAAUUAGAGAAGCCUGCAACAGAAGAAGGGGGAGUGACUCCUUCUGUUUAUUCAUGUAAAGAACCUGUAUGUAUGAAGAACUUAUAUGUUUCCAUUUUGUUUAUCUUCAAUCUGACCUCUGAUUAAAUGUGACAAUUUCUC
Molecule: messenger RNA, 1338 nt
Organism: Rubroshorea leprosula
Lineage: Eukaryota; Viridiplantae; Streptophyta; Magnoliopsida; Malvales; Dipterocarpaceae
Source: the annotation of a GenBank genome assembly